Molecule: messenger RNA, 2438 nt
Organism: Anolis carolinensis (green anole)
Lineage: Eukaryota; Metazoa; Chordata; Lepidosauria; Squamata; Anolidae
Exons: 2
Coding region: 432-2168 (578 amino acids)
Molecular function (GO): zinc ion binding; nucleic acid binding
Source: RefSeq, a predicted model, not a curated record
AGUAAUCUGUCAUGCAGCCAGAUCCCAGGGCUGAAUUUCCAAGCCCUGAAUCUGACUUCAUAACAUAAACAUGCGAGCACCUGGCGGGAGAAGAUAAAAUGAGCCUGGGAACUCAGGGGUGAAAGUAUAAACAAUUAUAAUUGCUAUAGUGUGGGGGGGGAUAGAAACCUUGGUGGAAAUGUGAUCCAGAAGGUGGGGUUUGAUGAUGAUAUUUGCGUGUGAUAUUACGUUGCAUCAGAAGUGAUAAAAUUAGAUGUAUGUAAACAUUAGGUCAUUCUCGACUUUUCCAAAGUCAUGUAUUCUUCAAUAAAGAUUGUGUUUGAGAGCAGCUGUCUUUGAUCUGCGUUCAGACUGGUCCUUUGAAGUAAGCCUGACAUUAAAGUCGAGAAUCCCAUUUCUCACCCUCCUGCGGAAUUCGCAGUGAAGUGAUAAUGAGCGAGGAAGAAGAUCAAAGCCCAAAUGAGGCAGAGAGGCCUUUGCAAGGGGCCCGGCCGAAGAGAGAAGAGACGCUGCAAGCCAUAGCUUCCUCUACGGGGUACCCCAAGCCGAACGGCGUGACCCAGAGAAUUCCCAGGCUCGGAAGAGGCGUCUCUGCAGCUGCAGAAACCAGUUGGGGAUCUGGAGGAAGUAUGCCGGAGACCGUGGCCCUGCGGUUAUCCAUCCUGGAAACUAAUUUAUCCAGGCUGUCGGAAACCGUGGGGAGAUUGGUGCCAUUAUUGGAAGAGAAUCUCCAGAAGGAGGCCAGCCGAUAUGGCGCCGAGAGAGAACCAAGCAAAGAAGGAGAUUGGAGCCAGAGGGGCCAGCGGGCGUCAACGCAGAGCCCCGUGGCGGCAAGGGACGAGGGAGAUGAGGAAUACUGGCAGGAGCUGCAGUUCCGGGGCAGCAUGGCGCGAGAAGUGGAGCGUCAGCGAGCCCUGGGGACCCUGAGGCCGCCGUCUCCAACAGAGCUCCCAACCCCCCGAAUGGGCGUCAGGGUGGAAAGGCCACUGGGGCCAGGGAUCGGGUCCAGUGGAUUCGCAGACGAAGGCGGAGAGGAGCGGGGGGUCCAGGAAGAGGAGGAGGAUGUGCCGUACGACGAGGAAAGGCGAGAUGAGGGGGCUACAGCUAGGCCAGUAUGCGGAUGGGCGGAAGAGCCAACAGCGGCGGCAGACUUCCAGGAGCCGCGCAGAAUGACCACCGGAGUGGGGCGCGGCGUGUUCCAAGGAGCCACCCGAGGAAACCUGAUGCAACCCUUCCCCAUGCCGCCCAGACAAUAUCAAAGGGCUGCAGAAUGGAUGCCUAGAAGGGAAGAUCUUAAGCUGGAAUACGGAGGGGAAUCAGAGGAACUGAACUUUUUUCUAAUUAGCAUUAGAGGAUACAUGGAAGACAACGCACACACAUUUCCCUCCGAAGCAAGCAGGGUUCGAGCCAUCGGCAACACACUAAAGCGAGGAGCAGCCAGCUGGUAUGUGCAAUUGCAUGCCAGACGCGACCCAUGCCUGAGGUCAGUGCCCCGCUUCCUCGCCGCACUGGAGAACCGGUUCAGAGACCGGCUAGAGCAAUUGAGGGCUCGAGACCAACUGAAAGGAAUAAAACAGAGGGACAAAACGGUGCCCGAGUACGCAGAGGAAUUCCUCCACCUCGCGGAAAGGGUACCGGAGUGGUCUGAAGUAACCAAAGUGGAACUAUUUAAAGAGGGACUACGCCCCGAGAUUUUCAGCUGGGCAGCGCACAGAGACGACCCCGAGACGCUCCAGGGAUGGAUUCAGCUAGCGGGGCGCGUCGAAUCUACCCUGGCACAAGUAAAGCGCUUCAGGAGCAGCAGCGGCCAGCAAAGACCGGUGGCGAGAGGUCGAGGAGAAACGAGGAAGCAAGAAAGACCCGGAGGGAGGCCGGGGAUUCCCUCCAGAGGAGACGACAACAAACCUAAACCGGGAUGCUUUGUAUGUGGGAAGACGGGCCACCGAGCAGCGGAAUGCUGGGCCCGGAAGGGGGAGCCGCCAAAAGCCCCAAAGCCCAAGCCAGCAACCGGGAGGCGUGCGGAGGAGGAGGUGCAGGCCCCAGAAUCUUCGGAAAGAUUGGACUAUGGUGAAAGAAGAACCGAAGAGGAGGACGAAGAAAACGGGGGCGCCAUGUCAUGCAGCCAGAUCCCAGGGCUGAAUUUCCAAGCCCUGAAUCUGACUUCAUAACAUAAACAUGCGAGCACCUGGCGGGAGAAGAUAAAAUGAGCCUGGGAACUCAGGGGUGAAAGUAUAAACAAUUAUAAUUGCUAUAGUGUGGGGGGGAUAGAAACCUUGGUGGAAAUGUGAUCCAGAAGGUGGGGUUUGAUGAUGAUAUUUGCGUGUGAUAUUACGUUGCAUCAGAAGUGAUAAAAUUAGAUGUAUGUAAACAUUAGGUCAUUCUCGACUUUUCCAAAGUCAUGUAUUCUUCAAUAAAGAUUGUGUUUGAGAGCAGCUGUC